AUGACUCAGAGAAAUGGAAUCGGAGGGACGAGCGAUCACCUCCUUCACUCGGGGUCCGGCGGUGCUUGUGCGCAGGCCAACAGCAUGGAGCACGAGAAAGCCCAGGAGCCCCGGGACUGUGAGUCCGAGGCGGGGGGCCAGGGAGGAGAGCGCGGGGACUCGGUGGCUGUGAGGGGGGCGGUCACGGCUCCAGACGGCGGCUGGGGCUGGGUGGUGCUGGUUGCCACCAUCUUGGUCCUGGCUCUGACCUUGGCCUUCCCCUCCUGUGUGGGCAUCUUUUACACCGACUUGCAGAAUGAUUUCCACGCCUCCAACAGCGAAACGUCCUGGGUGCCCUCCAUCAUGACGUCGGUGCUUCACGCAGGAGGUCCCUUUUGUAGCGUGCUGGUGGAGAGGCUCGGCUGCAGAGCCACAGUCAUGCUGGGCGGAGUCCUGAGUGGGCUCGGAAUGGCGGCCAGCUCUUUCACCCAGACCAUCGGCCAGCUCUACGUCACAGCCGGGGUUAUCACAGGACUUGGUUUCUGCUUCAGCUUCCAACCAGCUGUGACAAUCCUGGGGCACUACUUUGUGCGCCGUCGUGCGUUUGCCAACGCCAUGUCCUCCACGGGUACGGCCUUGGGACUCUGCACUCUGCCCGUCCUAGGUAACUACCUCCACUCUGAGCUGGGCUGGAGAGGAAGCUUCCUCGUUCUGGGGGCCGUGCUGCUUAAUUGCUGCGUGUGCGGAGCAGUGAUGAGGCCCCUCCAGCCGCCCACGCACCGAGGCCAACCCCUGAUGAACCACGGACCCCCUCCACCAGAGGAGGACAAUGUGAAGAAGAAAACUGGGUGGAUGAGGGCGAUAUGGAACUACCUGGUGGCUUCCAUGAGCAAACACAUGGCAUUUGAUCAGUUAUGCAACAACCCGCGUUACUGUGUGUACGCCAUCGGCAUCACCUGGAUGAUGCUCGGGUUUGUGGUGCCCUUGGUGUAUCUGGUUCCCUACGCUACUGCAAACAACAUGGAGCAGAGCCGGGCCGCGCUGCUGCUGUCCAUCCUGGGUAUCGUUAACAUCGUGGUGCGUCCGCCCUUUGGCAUCGUCGUCAACAUGCCUUGGUUCAAAGGGCGACACAUUUAUGUAUUCUCCUGGGCUCUGCUGGUCAACGGUCUCAGUAACAGUAUCUGCUGCAUCGGGCCCAGCUUCAUUGUGCUGCUGUCGUAUGUGAUCAUCUACGGCCUGUCCAUGAGCGUGGUGGGCUCCCUGAUGUUCACCGUGCUCAUGGAUACCGUGGAGAUGAGCCGCUUCCCCUCAGCGCUCGGCCUGCUCGCCAUCAUGGAGAGCAUCACGCUGCUCAUCGGGCCUCCACUGGCAGGAAUCCUGGUCGACAGAACCGGUCAGUACUUCCACGUCUUCUUCGCCUGCAGUGCCGUCGUUGCCUCGGCCGCUGUGUUCCUCAUGGUGUCAUUUUACUGGCUGGAUAAGAAGGAGAGGAAUUUGCCAAAGCCGGGUCAACCUUCCCCUCCGCCCGAGAACUCGAGACCUGCAGGCGACGUAGCCCCUGGCUGUCAGUACAGCAGUGUGCCCACAGAGGGAGACAAAGACAAGGCCGCGGCUAACGGGGCUGAGUAUAACACCAGCCUCUGAACCGGCUCACACUGUUUGUCGCCCUUGUCACACAUCACACACUGGGUCCGACAGGUUUGCAAAUAGCUCCUAAUGUUUGGCAGAUGGUGCAAUGUUUACUCUCUGCGGUUGAAAGGCUGCGCGCCCGAGUCUCUGCCAUCUGAUGCGCCAUAAAAGUAUAAAUAAAUACUAGGACUUAUUUACACUGUUUGACCAAGGUUUGAUCCUGCAUACCAAAAUGAACAGAUGUGCACUUACAACCACAAUGUGAUUGUACUGUUAAUUGUAAAAUGCUGCUGAUCUCAUCCACACGAUCACACAAUCGAUCAUAUAUGAGUUACCUGACUUUAUCAAGACAAGUUACUCACAUCAGCCUGAAGAAAUCAUGUUUCCAGAUGUUUUUAAUAGUGUUCAGUAUGUGAUGAGUUCACAGACACACACACAGAAGAUUAAAAAACUACUGUUGUGAAGCGUACGUGGGAUGUUCAACAUCUUGUCCUAUAUUCUGAAUAAGCUUAAGAAAACUGAGCAGUGAAAUCAAGGUGGUGAAAAUUCAAAGGAAUGAAUUAUCAAGGACACACUGGUUUUAUUAAAUUGUGUUUUUCUUAUUGUCAAAAAAAAUCACCAAAGCAGCGCAUUAGUUAGUCGCCCUCUACAGUACAUGUCACACAAUACAGUCUCAGAUCCUAGUUGUACUACACUGUUUAUUAAAAGGAUCUGUGACAAUAAGAAAAUCAUAAUGUAAAAUAAAACCAGCCUUAUUUCUAAAUGUCAGGAGCUAAAGGACUGUUACAGUCACGUUUGAUCAGGGGAUGAAAAGGAGAGUUGCUUGUUUUCCUGGUCUGUUUCCACGUCUUCUUACAGCUUUAUUAAUUAAAUGUCCAUGUCCAGUGGAGACAUUAAACACAGCAUAAUGGAUAUUACACCCACGUGAAUGAGUUGCUUCAAAUCAAUGAAGGUUCAUAGUAAAGAGUCGUUCACUGUCACGUGUAGAAAAUGAAUAUAUGCACAGUUCAAGUAAAAGAAUCAUGUUUCUUCUUUCGCAUGCUUUUCAUUCCUGUAAUGGAACAGUGCCUUUUUAUAGAAGCGGUGUGUGUUUAAAAGAUAAUCUACAGCCACAGGAUGAUGUCUGACACUUUCAGGAACGCUGGUCAGAAGCAGAUGAUUUCACACAUUUCAUGAGAUUAAUUAUCUGAAGGGCACUGAGAAGUCUGCAGCGUACAAACGGACAUGUUUUAUGACACUGAGUUUACCUUUAGUUCCAAGCGGUUUCGUCUUUUGCUAAAUGAACUGUGAGACGAUCGCAGCGCCUGUAGACGUUUGAACAAAGCUGUUUUCUGUCAGAUGUGAUUGAAAAUGAAAUCUUCAGGUAUAAACUGUAUCCCAGUAAGCAAAUGUGUAACAAGAGAAUUUAUUAGUCAUUGUAAGAGCUUGUCUUGCUUAGGGCCAAAUUAUACCUUUAUUAUAAAUUCUUUAUUUAUAUAUUAUGAUCACAGGAAUAAAUGUUUGAAUAUCAAA
This is a messenger RNA of Paralichthys olivaceus (Japanese flounder), 3120 nucleotides long. The record is from RefSeq and is a predicted model, not a curated record. Lineage: Eukaryota; Metazoa; Chordata; Actinopteri; Pleuronectiformes; Paralichthyidae.